Molecule: messenger RNA, 1497 nt
Organism: Neltuma alba
Lineage: Eukaryota; Viridiplantae; Streptophyta; Magnoliopsida; Fabales; Fabaceae
Exons: 1
Coding region: 1-1497 (498 amino acids)
Source: RefSeq, a predicted model, not a curated record
AUGCAAGAAAACGAAAGUUACAACCGGGAACACCCACCUAAUAGACAUCAGGUCUCUCAGGGAGGGAUAGUGGAUAAUGCGAGUACUAUGCCAAGUACCAGAGUUACAGAGGAAGGGCAGAAAACUGAGUCGAGUGUUGGAAAAAAUAGAGGAUCGGAAGAGGAAAAAAAGAACAUUGAAGUGAGGGGAAAGCUGCAGAGAAGAGAAGGAGACUUCACCGGUCAGGUAUCGUUACACCCCCGCGAGGAGGACUGGAUGCUCGAGGACAACGCUGAAGUUUUCGAAGAGAGGGGAGCACCCUUGUCCUACAGAGAGGCGCUUAAACCCAAAUCAUUAGUGGAAAAGGUGCAAGGGAGCCAAAAGGAAGCAAAUGAAGCGUGGGACGGGAACUUGGUAUAUUAUGAUGAUGAGGAGCUAAGGAAAGGAGUAAGAGUUACAGAAUCAAUCAGAGGACCCAUUCUCGAGUUUUCAGAAGAAGAAAGAAGGCGCUUGGCUGUAAGCUGGCAGAAUACUCUCAUUAUCAAGCUCCCCGGAGAAACGUUGGGUUUCAUGCAUCUGAGAAGGAAAGUGAAGCUAAUGUGGCAAAAAUCAAGGAAUGUUGACAUCUCUGACAUUGGAAACGGCUUUAUGUUAGCCACGUUCCAAGCGAGGGAGGAUUACUACUUUGCGCUAGAGGGUAGACCCUGGCUCAUAGCUAACCACUAUCUCACUGUGCAGACCUGGAAGAGCAACUUCAACCCUUGGCAAGAAAAGAUUCAACGAGUGGCUCUCUGGGUGAGAUUACCAGGACUCCCAGGAGAAUACUACAAUAAAAAAAAUUUUUAUAACUUGGGGAACAAAAUUGGAAAAGCGAUCAAAGUAGACGAGAUGACCUUAACCAGAGCACGCACCAUGUAUGCUCGGAUGUGUGUUGAAGUUGAUCUAGCGUCAACGCUCCUGCUCGCAUACACGGUACACGGAAAUUCCUUAAAAAUUGAAUACAAGGGACUCCACUUGAUUUGUGUCUGCUGUGGCAAAUUUGGACAUGAGUCUAAUUGUUGUCCAGUAAAGGCAGCUAUGGUAGAACUAGAAAAAUCAAACGGAAAAGAACACAGGGGAAACUCAGAGGAGGAGGAAAGGGGAGGAUCAGCGCCAGUUGAAUCAGAGGGAGUGUGUGGAGACUGGAUGGUAGUACAGGACUAUAGAAGAAACCGACGGUCACCGCAAAAAGAAGCCAAAGGACCAGUUGUACAAAAGAAAGACAGCAGAAGGGACAGAAGUGCAGGGGGUGGUUCAAGGUUUGCGAUUUUAGAGGUGGAUGACGGAAGCGCAGAAAAGAUAGAUUCAAGAGAAAGAGAGAGGAGGCCGGCUCAAGAGUCGGCUCAUGUUAGAAAUCUCCGAGAAAGAAAAGGCACCGAGAGAAGUCAGCAACAAAAAAAUAAGACAGAAAGAGGGGACGAAGGUAAGGGAAGGAAAUCCUUGGAUUUUGGAAAGAAGAAAGAGAGUACACAAGCGUAG